Molecule: messenger RNA, 3003 nt
Organism: Apodemus sylvaticus (European woodmouse)
Lineage: Eukaryota; Metazoa; Chordata; Mammalia; Rodentia; Muridae
Product: zinc finger protein 501-like
Exons: 5
Coding region: 34-1896 (620 amino acids)
Biological process (GO): negative regulation of transcription by RNA polymerase II
Cellular component (GO): nucleus
Molecular function (GO): DNA-binding transcription repressor activity, RNA polymerase II-specific; DNA-binding transcription activator activity, RNA polymerase II-specific; RNA polymerase II cis-regulatory region sequence-specific DNA binding
Source: RefSeq, a predicted model, not a curated record
ACUUCUCAGUGGGCGGGACCCGAGUAGCAACAAAUGCCCAAAAGCAGGGGAGGCCCUCAGCAAAGCUCGCCGCUCCCUCAGGAAUUUCGGGGACACACAGUGCAGAACCUGGGCCAAGGACACUGCCCCGAGUCUUGCGGAGACGUGAAAACUCCCUUAAGCCGCAGGUGCCGCGCGGGGCAUCCUGGGAGAGGCCGCAGUCAGCAGCGCAGCGGCGGGAACCGCAGCCCGGCGGCCCUGGAACCUCCCAGGGACGCACUUACCUGUGAAUCUGAGAGCCCUGGAUGGCAAAGAGAGGAAAGUGUACCAAAGGAUCCAGUCUAUAUUGCUGAGACAGAAACUCGGAGAACAGCAAGAAGAAUGAAUGCUUCUCUGGUAAAUGCUCCCCAGGGUCAGUUAACAUUCAAGGAUGUGGCUGUGGACUUCUCACAGGAUGAAUGGAAAUAUCUUGACUGUGCUCAGAGGGCACUGUAUAUGGAUGUGAUGUUGGAGAAUUACAACAAUCUAUAUUUUGUGGAGAGUCAUCACUUAUCUCAUAAAUAUGAGAACGUCUUGGAUGAAGACACACAGUGUAUUAUCCACAAUCAUGUGAAUAUACAGUCUUAUAAAUGUUAUGAACUUGGAAAACUCAUUCAUGAAUCCAUCCAAAGUACAUCUUAUAAAACUAGUCACAGAGAUAUAUCUUUUGAAGCAUCAUAUAUAAGUAGACAUGGUUCUAUGAACACCAAAGAACCUUGCAGAUGUAAAAAUUGUGUAAACUGUUUAAAUUUGUGCUCUAUCAUUAGUCUUUAUCAAGGAAUCCACAUAGGACAAAAAGAACACAACACAGAGCUUGAUAAGGUUUUGGACACUAAACAUGAACUCACAUUUAAACAAAGCAAUAAUGGAAAUAAACCUUACAAAUGCAAUAAAUGUGACAAAUGCUUCACCCGCAAAGGAGAUCUUUGGAGUCAUCAGAGAAUUCAUACAGGAGAGAAACCUUACAAAUGUAGUAAAUGUGACAAAUGCUUUACCCGCAAAGGAGACGUUAUUAUUCAUGAAAGAAUUCAUACAGGAGAGAAACCUUACAAAUGUAGUGAAUGUGACAAGUGCUUUACCCACAAAGGUGGUCUUAGAAGUCAUCAAAGAAUUCAUACAGGAGGGAAACCUUACAAAUGUUGUGAAUGUAUCAAAUCUUUUAACCGGAAACGCAAUCUUAGAAUUCAUCAGAGAAUUCAUACAGGAGAGAAACCUUACAAAUGUACUGAAUGUGCCAAAUGCUUUACACGCAAAGGAGAUCUUAUUAUUCAUCAUAGAAUUCAUACAGGAGAGAAACCUUACAAAUGUAAUGAAUGUGAAAAAUGCUUUACUGUCAAAAGUGACCUUGGAAUUCAUCAACGAAUUCAUACAGGCGGGAAACCUUACAAAUGUACUGAAUGUAUCAGAUCUUUUACACAGAAAGGCAAUCUUAGAAGACAUCAGAGAAUUCAUACAGGAGAGAAACCUUAUAAAUGUAGUGAAUGUAACAAAUGUUUCACCCAGAAGGACAUUCUUAGAAGACAUCAGAGAGUUCAUACAGGAGAGAAACCUUACAAAUGUAGUGAAUGUGAAAAAUGCUUCACCCAGAAAGGUGAUCUUAGAAGACAUCAGAGAAUUCAUACAGGAGAGAAACCUUAUAAGUGUAGUGAAUGUGACAAAUGCUUUACCCUGAAAAGUGAGCUUAGAAUUCAUCAGCGAAUUCAUCUAGGUGGUAAACUAUACAAUUGUAGUGAUUGUGACAAAUGCUUUACCCAAAAAUGUAGCCUUAGUAUUCAUCAGAGAACACAUACAACAGAGAAACUGUAUAAAUAUGGUGAAUGUGAUAAAUUCUUUACCCAGAGAUGUAAUGUUAACACCAUCAGAGAAUGCAUACAUUAGAGAAACAUUACAAAUAAGGUGAAUGAGACAAAUCCUUUAUGAAGAAAGAUCAUUUUAGAAGUCAUCAGAGAGUAUGUACAGGAGAGAGACCUUACAAAUUUAGUAAAUGUGCAAAUCCUUCACUGUUGACUUAUCUCUUAGAAUAUAUCAGAAAACACAUAAAGGAGAGAUACUAUAUAGGAACUAUGUAUGAAGAAAGUUCUUUUCUAGUAUCUCAGGUCUAAAAAAAAAAUCAUGUAAUUCAUGGUAGGAAAAAAGUUUCCACUUUCAAAAGUGUGGCAUGUGCUUUUAUGCAAGCAGUAUUUUUCUGGCACUUCAAGCUCUUUACAAGAGAAUUGUUAUGAACAUAAGAAACUUGUGGAAAUCUUUAUGUAGAUGUUCAAAUCUUAAAAACUCAAGCACUGGGUUGGAGAGAUGGCUCAGUGAUUAAGAGCAUUAGCUGCUCUUCCAGAGGUCCUGAGUUCAAAUCCCAGCAACCACAUGGUGGCUCACAACCAUCUGUAAUGGGAUCUGAUGCCCUCUUCUGGUGUGUCUGAAGACAUCUGCAGUGUCCUUACAUACAUAAAAUAAGUAAAUUAAAAAAAAAAUGAACAAAAACUCAAGCACUUAGGCUAACAGAACAUCUCAGAAUGUGACAGUGAAAGAAAUUUUUCUUUAAACUUUAUUACUUGUUCACCCUUCAAAUAGUUCGUAAUAAAAACCAAGUGGGGUAACCUGAAAUAAUGUAAUAUUCUCUACUAGUUUCUUGGAGUCUGAAAUAUCCAUUGCAAAAGGAAUUACCCAUUGAUGAAUUGGUAAUACUCCUCUCAAAAUAAUGACACCAAUAACAUUCUACAUGUCUAAUCCAAAUGAAAAAAAGUCACACAAAUUAUACUUCUUAAAAGAGGGUAUGGCAAACUAAGCCAUCAAGAUAGGAUGUUCUUUAUCCUGUAGAUGUGCUUACAGAUAUGCAGUUUCCUCCAAAUGUCCAGUAUUGAAAAUCUGUAUCAUAUGCUUGUUUCAAGGUUUAGGAGAGUAACUAUGUUUAAACCCUUUGGCUUUGGCCACUAACUCCUUGCCCAUACUCCAGUAUAUAACUCCAAUAAAUCUCAUUGAUUCAGCAAGUUG